UCAAAAUCACAACCAAAACCAUCUUCAAGAUGGAGUUAAUGGGGCUCAAGUAAGAUUUCAAGGUUCUUCCAAAUUUGUAUCAAUGUAUAGCCAACAAGGAAGAAAAGGGGUUAAUCAAGAUUCCAUGACCGUUUGGGAGAACUUCAAUGGAGAGAAAGACAUGUUUUUCGGGGGAGUGUUUGAUGGGCACGGUCCUUCGGGCCACGAGGUUUCACAACUUGUCCGUGACACGUUACCCUCUAAGUUAUCGAAAAAAUCGAAAGAUAAAAAAUUUAUUCUCGAGAAUAAAGACAACAACAUGAAUAGUAGUGUUUCUGAGAAAACAUUUCCUAAUGAUUCUAUGCAUGCUUUAUGGGAGGCCAAUUUUCUCAUGUCAUUUGAGGAUUUGGAUGAAAAACUUGGCGAUCAAGAAACCGUGGAUACCUACACCAGCGGCUCAACCGCGGUCACGGUUGUCAAACAGGGUGACAAUUUAGUUGUCGCGAAUUUAGGUGAUUCUCGUGCUGUUCUUUGCACUAGAGAUGAUAAUAGUCAUCUUGUCCCGAUUCAACUAACAGUGGAUUUAAAACCGAAUCUUCCAGACGAGGCUAGAAGAAUUAAGAGUCGACGUGGAAGAGUAUUCGCAAUGGAACAAGAGCCAGAAGUGUUUCGAAUUUGGAUGCCAGAAGAGAAUUGCCCCGGUUUAGCCAUGGCAAGAGCUUUCGGCGAUUUCUGCCUCAAGGACUUCGGUCUCAUUUCAACCCCUCAAGUUUUUCAUAGAAAGCUAACAGAAAGAGAUGAAUUUGUGGUUUUAGCGACAGAUGGGAUAUGGGAUGUGUUAUCAAACGAUGACGUGGUAAAGAUAGUGGGAUCGUGUAGGAAACGAUCCUUAGCGGCGAGGCUACUAGUGGAGUACGCGGUUGGGGCAUGGAGGCAUAAGUUUCCGACAUCAAAAACAGAUGAUUGUGCGGUUGUGUGUUUGUUCUUUAAAGAAAAGGCUAUAAUGUCAAAAGCUAUGUCGGAUGAUUUGAGUGUCGUGAGUAAAGGGUUAUUGGAAUUGGGGUCGGUUGAAGAUCAUAGAAAUCUAAAGAGCGACGACGGAUUGGAUACGGUUUUAAACUUGGAUGUGAAGGAUCGAAGCCAAGGCAUGAACCAUAGGAAAAGGAUGAAAGAUGGGCAAGGGUUGGUUGAUGUUCAAUUGGUGUUACAUAAACAAGAACCUGUUUGUAGAGACCAAACAUGAUUAUUGUUGUUUAUAGUGUUAUUUUGUAAUGACAAUUGACAAUUUAAUUUAGCUUGUUUUGAAUAUAUAUUAUGC
Messenger RNA from Impatiens glandulifera, 1297 nucleotides. Its product is annotated as probable protein phosphatase 2C 73. NCBI's taxonomy places the organism in Eukaryota, Viridiplantae, Streptophyta, Magnoliopsida, Ericales, Balsaminaceae. Gene Ontology annotation, biological process: protein dephosphorylation. The coding region runs from base 83 to 1222 and encodes 379 amino acids. The transcript has 5 exons. Gene Ontology annotation, molecular function: protein serine/threonine phosphatase activity. The record is from RefSeq and is a predicted model, not a curated record.